Messenger RNA from Marchantia polymorpha subsp. ruderalis, 2458 nucleotides. The record is from the annotation of a GenBank genome assembly. NCBI's taxonomy places the organism in Eukaryota, Viridiplantae, Streptophyta, Marchantiopsida, Marchantiales, Marchantiaceae.
GCUGGUGUGCAGGCUCGUGCGCUUGCUCUUCUUGCUCGUUUGGUGGGGAGUGCAAUCUAUCGCAGCAGUAGUCGGUGGUCGAUGAUCGGGUCGGAGAUGGGGCCCUGACAUGUCCAGCGCAGAAUCUGUAGUGGAGGUAACAUGACCGCGUGUGGAAUUUGGAAUUUGGAAUAUGAAGAACAAUAUAUUUCCCGAAUCAAAGGAAGUGGCUAUGGGUAUAAGAAGGAAUUUGAACCCGGAGGAUAUGUGCACAAACCUCAACGGGGGCCGAGGACCAGAGCUAGAGCAGCGGGUAAUUAUUCUCACUACUUCGAACAAUCCAGAACUCGAGGUUCAGAACCAGAAGAGUGGAGUUAAUAAUCAUCAGCUGCUGGCCAAUUUCGAGCGAGGACAGGACGACGACAUGGCUAGAAUGCAAGCAGCAAACGAGCGUGAUUUGGAACAGCCGCUUUUGCACGGGCGCGAAGCCGAAAUAUCCCAACCCACUCCUCCGUUGAAGGUGUUCCCGAAAUGCCCAGGAUGCAAAGUUGCCCAUCUCUCAGCGGACGGAGCACCCCCUUCCUAUAAAGAACUUUGCUUUGUGGCGAUUAUGAUGCUGUGCAAUGCGCUACCCAUUUCGUUCAUGUAUCCAUUCCUUUACUUUAUGGUGAGAGAUAUGCAUGUUGCAAAACGUCCAGAAGACAUCGGCUUUUAUGCCGGAUACAUUGGAUCGGCGUUUAUGUUCGGGAGAUUUCUAACGUCAAUGCAAUGGGGAGUGAUUGCUGAUAAAUAUGGACGGAAGCCAGUAAUGCUCGCCGGAGUUGUUUCAGUGAUAGUCUUCAGCAUUAUGUUCGGAUUAAGUCAGGACUUUUGGAUGGCAUUUUUUGCCCGCCUCCUCCUGGGAGGCUUCAAUGGUAUACUUGGACCUGUAAAGGCCUACGCAUCCGAGAUUUGCAGCGAUGAGCAUCAACCAUUAGGAGUCUCUGUGGUUGGAACAACUUUAGGUCUAGGGAUGGUCAUUGGUCCCAGCCUUGGAGGCUAUCUAUCUCAACCAGCUCUCAAGUAUCCGGCCAUGUUUCCCCCCGGUUCUCUAUUUGCUGUGUAUCCCUACUUGCUGCCAUGUGUCUUCUGUUCAGCAAUCUCCGUUGUGGCGCUCUUCAUCACUGUGCUUUACCUUCCUGAAACUUUGCACAUUCAUAAUGAUGAAGAUGCUCUUAUCGAAGGUGAUGAAGAUGGUUUCGUAUCGAGUACUUACGCUGAUAAAUAUGAUAAGAUCAAAGGAGAAGAAGCAGGGGAAAAACUUCUCGGCGAGGAAAGCGAUAGCGCAGAGGAGCUUGCGAAGCAGGAAGCUAAGAAGAAUGACUCCUUAUUAGAAGUUUUGCGCAACUGGCCUUUGGUCUCUGCUGUACUCGUUUACUGUACCUGGUCAAUGCACAACAUGGCUUACACGGAGAUAUUUGCUUUGUGGUGUGUCUCCCCGAGGACAAUGGGUGGACUGAGCUUCACAACCACAGAUGUUGGCAAUAUUUUAGCUAUCUCAGGUCUGGCCGUGCUUAUUUUCCAACUUCUCGCGUUUCCUCCAAUUGCGAAGCGAAUGGGGCCUAUCAGUACGACUCGGAUCUCAGCUAUUCUUGCCUUGCCGUUGCUGUGCACUUACCCCUUUCUCACCAAGCUUUACGGGACUCUUCUUUGGAGUCUCCUUGUAUUCGUCUCCGUAUCGAAAAGCACCUUGGCGGUUGCAACACUCAGUGGAUCAUUCUUGCUCAUAAACAACUCAGUGACCCCACGGCAAAGAGGGAGGGCGAACGGGCUGUCAGUGAGUGCAGUUUCUCUCUUCAAAGCAAUUGGUCCGGGGGCCGGAGGUGCAAUAUUUGCAUGGGGACAGAGCAGACCAGAUGCCUGGUUCUUGCCAGGCAAUCAGUUGGUCUUCUUCAUCCUUGGAAGUGUAGUGGUGGUGGAUAUAAUUUUGACAUUCGAACCGUUUCUUCCAAAGAGUGUGGAUAGACCGAAGCAUGACCAGGAUGAGCACGUUCACCUUUCAACGGAUAAGGAAGUUAAGUGAAGAGCUCAUAGAAGCGACAUAUUUCUCAAGUCAUGUGAGGUUCGCCAGGAAAGCUAUGUGUUUUCGUCUCCAUUCACCAUCUGCCCCAGUAUUUGACAUGUUGGUGGGCACGUACGGGCAAGCGUAUUCACCGUAUGCAAGUAAAGGAGGAAGAGAAGCUUUAUAGAACUACAAAGUUUUGUAACCUCAAGACCUCCGGAAGAAACGUCAAAAGGAGGCCACUUGAUAGAUCAGCAUCUUGAGAGCCAUCGGAAGAUUAGGGAAGAAUCCAUAAGUGCUACUGUUGACCGUGUGCUACAUGCUCGCACAUCUCCGUAUGUCGAGUUACAGUCAAGCAAAUUCAAUAGCGGUAAGAGUCAACAAGAGAUAAUGUUACAAUCAGAAAUGAGGGGGGAGUGUUCAAUAAAGAAAUUUCAA